UACAACUGUUUUUACUUUUUAGUGAAAUUAAAAAUUUAACAUUCGAAUAUUUGUUUUAAGUGGAACAAUAAAAUCAAAACCAAGUGAAAAUAAGAACAAGGUUGUGUUCAUCUUCUUCUUCUGUUGAAAAUGGACGCCGUUUGCUCUUUGCCCUUCGUGGCUAAAGCCCCUAAAUUUUCUCUCCCCUGUUCUCAAUUAUUCAUACCUAAUUUUGGUGCCAAAUAUGGAGAUUUUACAUUUCCAAGAUCAUCAUCUGUGGCCGUUCGCGGUAGGAGGUCGAUGAUUUUUUACCGAGGAAAUAAGAGGACGGAGCAAUGUUUUAGAGUGCCAUUCAUAUCAUGUUCGAUGGUAGAUGGAAAUGGAGAAUACAAUGAAAUGGAGCAGUCCCCUUCAAUGGAAUGCCAACAGUCUAUUACCUUUUGGUCUUGCUCACAGGAGGGUGUUAUUGACUUGAAGCUCCCUAGAAGACGUCUGUUGGUAACUUUUACAUGUGAUGCCUGUGGUGUGCGGUCACAGAGGUUAAUCAAUAGACUAGCUUAUGAACGUGGGCUUGUUUAUGUGCAGUGUUCAGGAUGUUCUCAGUACCACAAGCUGGUCGAUAAUCUUGGGCUUGUGAUCGAGUAUAACUUGGAGGAGGAAAUUGAUUUAGAUGCAAAGAUGGAUCAAGUCUAGACAGAGCUUUUAAUUUGUCAGCAUUUCAAUUUUUGUGGGAAAUGAAUCUGCUGUGAUAUCAUGAAAAAUAUAUCAAAUUUAAAAUUUAUAGAUGAUUGUAAAACAUUUUGGAGAUAAUGAAUGUCAUAUAGAUAAAA
Molecule: messenger RNA, 809 nt
Organism: Salvia splendens (bonfire salvia)
Lineage: Eukaryota; Viridiplantae; Streptophyta; Magnoliopsida; Lamiales; Lamiaceae
Product: DNL-type zinc finger protein
Exons: 4
Coding region: 130-672 (180 amino acids)
Biological process (GO): protein folding; protein stabilization; protein import into mitochondrial matrix
Cellular component (GO): mitochondrion
Molecular function (GO): protein-folding chaperone binding; zinc ion binding
Source: RefSeq, a predicted model, not a curated record